ACCGCUAUCAGUAGUUGUUUGGUUUUGAAGUGAGAGGGGAGGACUGAAUCGGGGCAAACAGAGUACGGAUUUUUAUGUUGUUGGUUCUGGGCCGCUGGGUCUCACACGCAUUCAUACCAAGAGUCUCGACGUGCUUUCCAGCUCUGCUGCCGAGGACCAUUUUGCGUAACUUCAAUAAAAUCAAAUUCAUAGUUCACAUCCAUAGCGCCGUCUCCGUCAACGCUGUCAGCCCAUACAGAGCGACCAUGCCUGAGAGGAGGCCCUUCGUCCGGCUGCCCACUGACGUCUUCCCAGUCAACUAUGGGUUAUGUCUGAAGCCCGAUCUCAUUGACUUCACGUUUGAAGGAAAACUGGAAGCUGCGGUUGAGGUGACGCAGCCCACCAACCAGAUUGUGAUGAACUGCGCUGACAUCGACAUCAUCACAGCGUCCUUCGUACCAGAAGGGGGAGAAGGUGAGGAGGUCAACGCAACAGGGUUCAACUACCAGAACGAAGACGAGAAGGUCACCCUCUCGUUCCCCAGCACCCUCCAGAAAGGGUCGGCUAUAUUGAAGAUUGACUUUGUGGGGGAGCUCAACGACAAGAUGAAGGGGUUUUAUAGAAGUAAAUAUGCAAGUCCUUCCGGGGAAGUCCGCUACGCUGCUGUAACACAGUUUGAGGCCACGGACGCACGCCGGGCCUUCCCCUGUUGGGACGAGCCCGCCAUCAAAGCCACCUUCGACAUCACCCUGAUCGUGCCCAAGGAGCGCGUGGCGCUGUCCAACAUGAAUGUAAUCGACAGAAAGCCGUACCCCGAGGACGCCGGCCUGGUGGAGGUGAAGUUCGCCACCACACCCAUCAUGUCAACGUACCUGGUGGCCUUCGUCAUCGGAGAGUAUGACUUUGUGGAGGGGCAAUCGUCCGACGGUGUGCUGGUGCGCGUCUACACACCGUUGGGCAAGGCCGAGCAGGGGAAGUUUGCGUUGGAGGUCGCGAUCAAAACCUUACCCUUCUACAAAGACUACUUCAAUGUUCCCUAUCCGUUGCCUAAAAUUGAUCUCAUAGCCAUCGCUGACUUUGCCGCUGGUGCCAUGGAGAACUGGGGUCUGGUCACAUACAGGGAGACGGCACUGCUCAUUGACCCCAAGAACUCCUGCUCCUCCUCUCGCCAGUGGGUGGCUCUGGUGGUCGGACACGAGCUGGCCCACCAGUGGUUCGGAAACCUGGUCACCAUGGAAUGGUGGACCCACCUGUGGCUGAACGAGGGCUUUGCGUCCUGGAUAGAGUACCUGUGUGUGGACCACUGCUUCCCCGAGUACGACAUCUGGACCCAGUUCGUCUCCGCCGACUACACUCGUGCCCUGGAGCUGGACGCCCUGGACAACAGCCACCCCAUUGAGGUGAACGUCGGCCACCCGUCGGAAGUGGACGAGAUCUUCGACGCCAUCUCCUACAGCAAAGGCGCGUCGGUCAUCCGCAUGCUGCACGACUACAUCGGAGACCAGGAUUUUAGGAAAGGAAUGAAUGCCUAUCUAUUGAAGUUCCAGCAUAAAAAUGCAUCGACAGAGGACCUAUGGGACUGCCUGGGACAGGCGAGUGGGAAGCCAAUCGCGGAGGUGAUGAGCUCUUGGACCCAACAGAUGGGCUUCCCUAUUAUAGUAGUGGACCAGGAACAACAAGGAGACGACCGCAUCAUCAAGCUCUCUCAGAAGAAGUUCUGUGCCAGUGGACCACACACCGCCGAGGAGUGUCCCAGUUGGAUGGUGCCCGUCAGCAUCUGCACCAGCGACGACCCUAGCCACGCCUGUCACAAGGUGCUGCUGGAUGGAACGGACGCCACCAUCACCCUCAACAAUGUCCGGCCAGACCAGUGGGUCAAGAUAAACCCGGGUACCGUAGGGUUUUACCGGCUCCAGUACAGCACCUCCAUGCUGGAGAGUCUGCUGCCGGGGGUCCGGGACCUCAGCCUGCCCCCUGUCGACCGUCUGGGACUGCAGAACGACCUCUUCUCCCUGUCCCGUGCAGGGAUGAUCAGCACGGUGGAUGUGCUGCGGCUCAUGGAGGCCUUUAUCAACGAGCCCAACUACACGGUGUGGAGCGACCUGAGCUGCAACCUGGGCGUGCUGUCCUCCCUGCUCUCCAACACAGACUUCCACGAGGAGAUCCAGGAGUUCAUCAGGGACCUGUUCACGCCCGUGGGCCUUAGCCUGGGCUGGGACAGCAAGCCCGGGGAAGGCCAUCUGGAGGCCCUGCUGCGGGGCCUGGUCCUAGGGAAGCUUGGCAAGGCGGGCCACAAGGCAACGCUGGAGGAGGCUCGCCUCCGCUUCAAGGAGCACGUCGAGGGGAGGCAGGUCCUGUCUGCCGACCUCCGCAGCCCGGUGUAUCUAACGGUGUUGAAGCAUGGGGACAGUGCAACACUGGACACCAUGCUGAAGCUCCACAAGCAAGCAGACAUGCAAGAGGAGAAGAACCGCAUCGAGAGGGUCCUGGGAGCCAUCUCCGCCCCAGACCUCAUCCAGAAGGUGCUCAUCUUCGCCCUGUCGGACGACGUGCGGCCCCAGGACACGGUGUCUGUCAUCGGGGGCGUGGCCGAGGGCAGCAAGCAGGGCCGGAAGGCCGCCUGGAAGUUUGUGAAGGACAACUGGGAGGAGUUACACAACCGCUACCAGGGCGGCUUCCUCAUCUCACGCCUCAUCAAGCUCUCUGUAGAUGGAUUCGCUAAUGAGAAAAUGGCAGCUGAGGUCAAGAGCUUCUUUGAGAGCCACCAGGCCCCCGCGGCCGAGCGCACCGUGCAGCAGUGCUGCGAGAACAUCCUCCUCAACGCCGCCUGGCUGAAGAGGGACACCGACGACAUCCACCAGUACCUGCUGCAGCGGAAAGGCCCUCCUACCGUCUGAGCCACGCCCUGCUUCUUCACCACCUCCUCCUCCUCCUCCGCCCCCCUGCCCUGUCUAGCAGCCGGCUCCCUCUCUCCAACCCCCCCGCCACGGGAGAGCAGAUGAAACAGCUUCUUCUCUUUCUUUCUUUUCCUCUUUUGUUUUGCCUCUUCUUCAAAGAAACUGAUAUAAAAAGAAAAAAAAUAACUAACGCAAGAAGACCAACGCCAAGAAUUUAGCCAAGUAUUGGACACCUAGAGACUCUGCUGCUACAGAGAGUCCUCGCUGCUCCCAUUCUGCCCUCCCUCAAUGCUAGGACACGCCUCCUGGGGACACGCCUCCUGACCAGACAACCGUCGGUGAUUUCACCAUACAGCACGCACAGACACACAUGCACACAUGGAACAUUCACACACAGACUAAAACAACACACACACACACACACACACACACACACACACACACACACACACACACACACACACACACACACACACACACACACACACACACACACACACACACACACACACACACACACACACACACACACACACACACACACCUGAACCUCAUAAACCUGCUAGAUUACUGCCCUGGUUCACUGGGCCUAAUGCAUAUCCACCACCAGUUGUUUUGGAAAGAAACUGAAUCCCGUGUUCUUCAUGCAUGAUUCCGUGUUUCUUUGUGACCUUUCUUCCAUUCUCAAUUUCAUGUCCAAUCCCCCCCCGGCGAUCCCUGUGGCCGGCUACGGGCUCGAGGGCCCGUGGGCAGAAUGGGGCCGAGGCGCGCGGCCUCGCCCGGUGACGGCGUUCUUCCGCUGCCCUGCUCCGCCGCUAACCUAGCGAUUAGCAUGAGCGAGCAGCGCUAGCAUGGUACUAUGUUGUAUACUGUAUAUUUGCAAGCAUUUCUUGCGGACCACGGUCCUGGAAAGCGUAGACGGCAAUGUUCAUGAUGACCUGUCUCCAGCGCACCUCCCCCCCCCCCCCCCCACCACAUAUCAUCGACCCGUGUCUCGUUAGGCUCCGCCCGUACAGUUCCGAAGCGAUCCAAGACCGCAAGGUGUGUAAAGCAAGCACCUCCCCCUCCUCUACAGCCACUCCCCUCAACAAAAUGACUAAAAAACAAAUCUUUCAUAGGACGUCAGAUAAAGUGAUUUGUUUAAAUGCUAGAAUGAUUGUGUAUUCUGAAGAAGAAAAUAACGUAUUAUGAUUAUGACAUUACUUUUGGGGCCUUUUACUUUGAAAUAACAUCAGGUGAUCCUGUAGAGUUGGCGCGAUGGCCCGGUCUUUGAUGUGAUGUGUUCCUCUUACGCUGUUGAACUCAGAAGCCUUAAAUUGGUCAACUGGUUUGCAAUAAUAAUAAUUAUUAAUAUUAAGUGGUAGUGAGUUCCACGGGAAAUCUAAUGUGACAAUUAUUAAACUAGUAAACAUCUAUGUAGAAUUUACCAUUUUUGAUGUGGCGCUGAAUACUUAUAUUUAAAAAAGAAAAAAAAAACAUUACCGGAGAAUAUCAUCCAACUUGCUGUCUUUACCCUGAAACAUUUGUUGUGCUUUUAUGAUUUAAACAUACAGUUGGUGUUCAUUAAAGUGAGAGAGUACAAAAUGUG
This is a messenger RNA of Gadus macrocephalus (Pacific cod), 4464 nucleotides long. RefSeq names its product aminopeptidase puromycin sensitive (gene npepps). Gene Ontology annotation, biological process: peptide catabolic process; proteolysis. The coding region runs from base 75 to 2876 and encodes 933 amino acids. Gene Ontology annotation, cellular component: cytoplasm. The transcript is spliced from 23 exons. The record is from RefSeq and is a predicted model, not a curated record. Gene Ontology annotation, molecular function: metalloaminopeptidase activity; zinc ion binding; peptide binding. Lineage: Eukaryota; Metazoa; Chordata; Actinopteri; Gadiformes; Gadidae.